AUGGGUGAAACUCGAUGGGAAAGUCGAAUUGAAUGUUUAAAACCAAUACGGUACCAAAUAGUGGAAAUUUACAAUGCUUUAGUAACUUUGAGUGAAACAGACUCUUCUGAUAUUUACAUUAAACACGAGGCUUAUACAUUAUCUGAACAGACAAGCACUUUUUAUUUUUUUGGUAAUGCUUGUUACCGUGUAAAUACUGUUAGCAAAUCUAUGCAAUCUGCAGCCAUGGAUAUAGCCUCAAUAGUUUCACUUAUGAAAUCAUAUAUAGAAUUUGUGACAGAAUAUAGGAUAAUUGGUUUUAAAAGUUCUCUACUGGAUGCAAAAGAGCUGGCUGAAUCUUUGGAAGUUGAACCAAUUUUUAUUGAAAAAAGGUUACGCCAUAAUGCCAUUGCAUCUCUUCAAGAAAGAUUUCAACAACUGAAUGAAUUUCACCAAACUCCGGGAAUAUUAUAUUAUCUGAAGAAAUUACCUGCGGACGAUGACUUACUUAAGUUUUGCAAAGAUCUGCAUUUGAAAUUAAAAAUGGAAAAUAAUUGCGAUAUUAAUAGUGCAGAAUAA
This is a messenger RNA of Hydra vulgaris (swiftwater hydra), 558 nucleotides long. NCBI's taxonomy places the organism in Eukaryota, Metazoa, Cnidaria, Hydrozoa, Anthoathecata, Hydridae. The record is from RefSeq and is a predicted model, not a curated record.